Messenger RNA from Aspergillus piperis CBS 112811, 1524 nucleotides. RefSeq names its product class I SAM-dependent methyltransferase. Gene Ontology annotation, molecular function: methyltransferase activity. The transcript is spliced from 6 exons. Bases 326 to 1411 code for a protein of 361 amino acids. NCBI's taxonomy places the organism in Eukaryota, Fungi, Ascomycota, Eurotiomycetes, Eurotiales, Aspergillaceae. The record is from RefSeq and is a predicted model, not a curated record.
CAACAGUAAACCUUCAUCUCCAGCUCGGGGCGUUGCAGACCGCUCAACUCAGGUUCCGCUCUCUUCAGUUGUACCUGAUGGCUUUCCCCCUUUCUUCUCGAUCUUUCCGGUCGAAUUUCUCUGCCUCCUUGUGCAGCUUCACCUUAUCGCAACUACCACACUAAUCCCCCAAAUUUGAACCCCGCCUCUCCUAUUCCAAAGGUGCUGGGUCUUCUGCAUUUGGUUCAUGGGAUAAUCACCCCCUUGCACUGCCCCAACCGUUCGUGUGCCCCGUACGGAGGAGAUCUCCGCAACCGUCCUCAGAUCUCGGCUCCCGAUCGCCGCCAUGACCUCUUCCCGCUGCGAGCAUAGCCUUACCACUGAGAUCUCUUUCAGCACCGAACCAAAUACCCCACACCCUCUUUAUUCUUCUGUCGACAUGUCGAACCGCAUGAGCGAUGGUGAGGACAACAUCGCAGAUGAUGACUCCGCGUACGGCGAGGACUCCUUGAUUGGCGAUGACACAAUCACCUUGUCCACUUACAUCACCGACUAUCGAUAUGAGUAUGGCCGUCGCUAUCACUCGUAUCGCGAUGGAGCCUACUGGGGCCCCAACGAUGACAUUGCCAAUGAACAGCAAGAUCUAGCGCAUCAUAUGUAUUGUCUGACCCUCGACGGGAAGCUACACCUAGCCCCCAUUUCGAAUCCACAGGAAAUCCUUGAUGUGGGUACGGGAACCGGGAUAUGGGCAACAGACAUGGCAGAUGAAUAUCCCAGUGCCAAAGUUACCGGAGUAGACUUGUCUCCGAUUCAACCUGCGUUCGUCCCUCCGAACUGCGUAUUUGAGAUUGACGAUGUGACGCUCCCGUGGACCUAUGCGGAAAACCAAUUCGAUUUCAUUCACGUGCGGGAAUUGUUCGGCUGCAUACCUGAUUGGGACGAGUUCUUUCGGCAAUGCUGGCGUUGCCUCAAACCCGGCGGCUACAUUGAGGUGGUAGAGCAUUCGGUCGAACCGGUCGCGGAUGAUGGGACCGUGCCUCCAAAUCACUUCUACCGACUCUGGGGCCAGACCGUCAUUGGUGCGGGGGAGCAGUUUGGCAAGACCUUCAAAAUCUGGGAACAGAGCGCCGCACGCCUGGGUAAUGCAGGUUUCGUUGGCGUUGUGGAGAACAAGUUCCAGUGGCCAAUGAACGCAUGGAGCGCGGAUCCCAAAUUACAUGAACUUGGCCGUUGGAACCAGCUUCGGCUGCAUGGUGGGGUAGAGGGCUUCAUGCUUCGUCUUCUCACUUCCACGUUGGAAUGGUCAUACGAGCGAGCUCAGGUGUUCCUCGCUCAAAUGCGCGCGUCCCUUCGCGACUAUCAGACCCAUGCCUAUCUACCAGUGACCGUUGUCUACGCUCGGAAGCCAGAGAAUGGUGCUGUAUUCCGCUAGGCUGACGAUGACUGGACCACUGACCUACGUAUUUGUAUAUUUCGCUUUAUACCCCAUGACUGAUGUACAAUAUGAUGAAUAAUGAGUUAGCAUUCAAUGAGGAUAUGUAAUAU